Molecule: messenger RNA, 959 nt
Organism: Lolium rigidum
Lineage: Eukaryota; Viridiplantae; Streptophyta; Magnoliopsida; Poales; Poaceae
Exons: 3
Coding region: 2-688 (228 amino acids)
Source: RefSeq, a predicted model, not a curated record
UAUGGGGAUGAGAGCUGCGAUGGUCACCAACUGCCCCUCUAUCAAUUCAUUCGCGGCGAGCCUCGGCUUCCACGUCUUCGGAACCGAAGACUUCGCCGCGCAGUCCGGUUCAGACAGCAGCAGCUCCAAGGACGUUAGAGUAAUCAGCCGCGCGUUAGGCCUGCUAGGAUUCUCAGAGGGGUGUGUCCAGGAUUCCUCCGAAUUCGACCUAGUGUUUGUGCAUGUUGCGACGGAGAACACGGCCGGCAAGCUGGGGAAACUAGGAAUGAGGACGGAUCUCAACCGGCUCGACAAGUUGGUGGCUGCGGUCAUGGAAGCUGCGCCGGCCGGUUCACCUGUCGCCGCGCGGGUUCAUGUGUCUGUGGUCCUGAGCUAUGGGUCUGCUACUGGAAACAAGGAAGAGGCGUGCCUCAUUGUGAACUCGUCGACGGAAACUGAUUCUGACUUGAAGUUGCUCCGUCCGCGCCAGAGCUACACCAUGAAAGCAGGGAACAUGUUGGAUGAUGUCAGGAAUCAUCAUCCAAUGCUACUGGCGCAGUGGCAGGAAGGAGUAACUCGUUCUGAUUUGGCCAAACAGUUCUCUUUUGAGGAAUUUAUAAAGCACGCCGGAAACUUUGCUAUGCUUGCGGAGCGCUUUCUGCAUGAAGUUGCAUUUAAGCUCUGGAAAGCACCAAAAUAUGGAGCUUAGUUCUGUCUGAGGAGGUUCUCUCUUAAUAAGGAUGCUAGAUGAGUACUUUUUUCAAACGGGUACUGCGCAAGUGCAGAUAUUGCAAAUAAAUGAGCUCUGUAAUCUCCUAAGGUCCUCAUUUGGUACUAUCCAUGUUACAUGCCGCAAUAUACCAAGGACUUGUAACAUGUGCUGAUACAUGUACCUGUAAUGUUGAUCAUAUUCCUGCAAACGAUGACUGGUAGGAGAAUUAAUUUUAAUAAGAACAACUAGUGUACUAGAGUUUCCUGUA